This is a messenger RNA of Strongylus vulgaris, 482 nucleotides long. NCBI's taxonomy places the organism in Eukaryota, Metazoa, Nematoda, Chromadorea, Rhabditida, Strongylidae. The record is from the annotation of a GenBank genome assembly.
AUGUGGAUUCGGUCAUCUACCGUAUUCUGGGCGAGAGGUGACAUGGAUUCGUGGCGGGGAACACAUGGAUUCUUGGCUUGUCACGCCUGCGUGGCAGAAUGGCGAUCGACCAAUCGCGGCGCUAGGUUACUGCUUGGUUUUCGAGAAAGCCAAGCAGUAACCAAAAAGCCCAAAAAAUCUUGGGCUCAUGCGUUUUUCUUCCAUUCCUUGCAAGCACCCUUUGCUCUGUUCGGUGUCUCGUACGUAUCGAUUAGCGCCAUGCUGUCCUGGCCACUCCCCACCGACUUUCUUUCGAACGCUCGCAUUUUCAGUUCAUCUCUCUCGGUAAAGAAGGUUGAAAUGAGGAUCGUUUUCUUGUUGACGACGUUGUUUCUGGCCGUUUCCGCUGAUGGAGAUGUGUUGGCAUACACGGACAGCAACUUUGAUGAACUUAUCAAGUCGCAUGAAGUGUCAUUAGUGAAGUUCUACGCUCCUUGGUAAGU